This is a messenger RNA of Priapulus caudatus, 612 nucleotides long. RefSeq names its product ATP-dependent DNA helicase Q-like 3. Gene Ontology annotation, cellular component: nucleus; cytoplasm; chromosome. The transcript is spliced from 5 exons. The record is from RefSeq and is a predicted model, not a curated record. Gene Ontology annotation, molecular function: 3'-5' DNA helicase activity; four-way junction helicase activity. The coding region runs from base 1 to 612 and encodes 203 amino acids. NCBI's taxonomy places the organism in Eukaryota, Metazoa, Priapulida, Priapulimorpha, Priapulimorphida, Priapulidae. Gene Ontology annotation, biological process: double-strand break repair via homologous recombination.
AUGGAGAAAGCGCUUGAGGUUGUCAAUGAGAAAUAUAACGUAAAAAUAACUUUAAAGUGUGAACAAAUAGAAAUUCUGAGGCAUGCUAUUAAUAAAAAAGAUGUAUUUGCAUUGCUACCGACAGGAUUUGGGAAAUCCAUGACAUUCAUUCUGCUUCCAUUGAUUUUAGAUGAGGUUAAUAACGUUAAAAGUUUAUUUGAAGUUCCAUGUUUAGCAUUAACGGCAACAGCAACAAAGGAAAUACAAAAAGAUGUCUACGAUUUGCUAGGAUUCCAGUCUGACAAGACUGAAGUUAUUGCUGCUCUACCAAACAGGCCAAACAUAUUCCUGAAUUUGGUACAGUCUACUAGCAAGUACGAGGUAGAACUAGCUUGGCUUCUAGAACACAUGAGGACCAGAAAUAUGCCAUCUACGAAAAACCGUAAAAUUGAAAUGUUUCAUGCAAAAACUGACACUAAAACAAAGAACCGAAUAAUGCAAGACUUUAUUUCACCAAGCAGUAUCAUUAAAGUCCUCAUAUCUACAGUUGCUUUUGGCCUGGGCAUUGACAUUCGAGAUGUUGAUGUAGUGGUUCACUGGGGUCUUCCAGAAUCUCACAUGAUGAAGGUUUAG